AUGGCCGUCGACGCCGGCGACCUCAUCCUCCCCGUGGGCGGCCUCACGCUCCUCCUCACGGGCGUCAUCGCGGGCAUCCUCGGCUACACGACCAUCGGCGACGGCCCGGCCAACCCCAAGAACAAGACGAAACAGGGCUUCGAGCUCACCAUCGGCACGAACCACCUCGGCCACAUGGCGCUCUACGAGCUCCUCGAGAAGAAGCUCGCGGCCGCGAAGGGCGGCGCGAAGGGCCAGCCGCGGCUCGUCGUCACGGCGUCGCCGGUCCACGACCCCAAGUCCGGCGGCGGCGACGUCGGCUCCAAGGCGACGCUCGGCGACCUCGCGGGGUUGGCUCAAGUCGACUUCGACAUGGUCGACGGCGGCGCCUACGACCCGGACAAGGCCUACAAGGACUCGAAGCUCUGCAACAUCCUCUUCACCGCCGAGGCGUCGCGGCGCCUCGCGAAGCUCAACCCGAAAGCCACGGCCAACGCCUUCAGCCCCGGGCUCAUCCCCGCGCCCGACGGCUUCUUCAAGUACCAGAACAAGUUCUUCGCCAAGACCUUCAACACCAUCGCGACGGCCGCGGGCGUCGCCGAGACGGCCGCGUUCGGCGGCUCGUGCCUCGCCUUCAUGGCCGCGUCGCCGAGCCUCGACGCCGUCACCGACGGCUGGUACGACACGGACCCGCCGGGCAAGCACCAGCUCCGCGCCCACGACCCGUCCGACGAGGCGCGCGACGUCGCGAAGCAGAAGAAGCUCUGGGACCUGAGCGCGGCCCUCAUCGCCAAGGCCUCGGCCUAG
Molecule: messenger RNA, 786 nt
Organism: Aureococcus anophagefferens
Lineage: Eukaryota; Pelagophyceae; Pelagomonadales; Pelagomonadaceae
Exons: 3
Coding region: 1-786 (261 amino acids)
Source: RefSeq, a predicted model, not a curated record